Molecule: messenger RNA, 3951 nt
Organism: Schistosoma guineensis
Lineage: Eukaryota; Metazoa; Platyhelminthes; Trematoda; Strigeidida; Schistosomatidae
Source: the annotation of a GenBank genome assembly
AUGCCUACAGACCAAGUUUAUCGAAAAUCAGGAAGUCCACAAGCUUCUACCGAGGUUUCUUCUUUGCAACUAAAUCGGACUAAAAACAAAGAAGCACUUGAGAAAAGCCUUAAGUGCAGACGUUCUGUAAAGGAGUUAGUCAAUCAAGGGAUAUUACUAAAUCCUUCUAUUUCACACCCUGAUAAGGUUCGCCAAUUACAAAAAGCUAAGACUAGUGAUUUAUUGAAACGUAAAAUUGGACAACGGCCGGACAGACAGUAUCUUAUCAGCCAUCAUAUCUUAAGGGACGAUAAGCCGAGGACUUCACCUUUCGUCCUUGAGCAAUGUUACAAUUUAGAAAAGUCUCAGCUAAAGGAGACAUUAGCCGCGAAGCUUAUUUCCAGACCUGGUUCAUUGGAGUUAGUCGAGAAAGGAGUUCUGCAGGUUGAUCCCGGUGUUGAUUCACUCAUCAAACAAGGUUCUAUCCAAUAUCCUAGGGUCGAGUCCGUUUCAUUGGAAAGGAUUUCAUGUGAACGACUACAACCUAUUCAAGAAUUGAUCACUAUCCCACCACCUCCGCCACUUUCAUCAACUACAAAGGCACACUGUACAAAUUCCGGCCGUGUUGUUUCUGGAAGAAGUCGUUUAAUUAAUUCGAAUAAAACAUCCACAAGUCGGGCAAUUCGAGACGACACUGUUGUUUCAAAAUUAGGUUCAUUGGUUUUUCAUCAGUAUUGUCCAGACUCAUCGAGUUCAUCUUCUCCAAGCCUAGCUAAUGUCUCAUCCUUUCAACAAAAACAACGAGUUCGGGAAUUACAACAGGUUGAAAUGUUACGUCUCCAAGAUACCGCACGUGCUCAUCGUCUAGUCGAACAAGAAUUGUGUGAGCGCGUAAGUACAUGUAAAAAGCCCCUACAUGAAGACACAUCCUUCAUGGAUCUGACUCCUAACACAUUUAAUAAUCAAAUGAAUAGUCAACUAGCAUUAUCCUGCACUUCCAGUUCAAUGUCGUUGCAAGUCUCUCCAAACCCUUCAAACUCAAUAGUUUGUUCUAAGAAUCAGAUUGGUUUAAGUAACCAACGGACUGGUUCUUCAAAGACGUUACCGUUGGAAUCUAAUUUUAACUUACCCAGUCUUGCUCAUCUUACUCUCACUCAACUUAAAGGGGAAUGCAAGGACAGAAAUUUACCUCGUGCUGGUUCUAAAAUGCAAUUAAUGCGCCUGUUAAAUCCAUAUCGCCGUGAAAUAUUGGUAAAAUAUUUUCCUAAUUCUGUAAUGAAACAAAGUGAAGAAAUCGAAUUGGGGAUAAAUGGACCUCUUCAGUUUUAUCAUAAUGCAAAUCAAACACAGUCUUUCGUAAAACGUCAGGACCAACAUCAAAAACUUUUGGUGAAUUCUGAGCAACCUAUGAUGGAUAUGGAUGUCAACUUAAAAGAUUUUGACUCAUCACUACUAUCCCAAACUAAACCUGUGAAUUUAUGCACUACAGUAUUUUCUUCAGGAUCUACAAUGCCAAAAGAUCUACAAGUAUACUCUGAUGUUGUUAUGAGACCAGACGGUUCCAAUGUGUUAUUUGCUCAACCUUGUGUCUCAUUAAGGCAUUCUGUUUCAGCACCAUUCUUUGCGGAAGUUUCGUCUAACUCGUCCUCAGGACACACAAAUCAUUUUCAAAUUCCUUCUACACAAGGUAAUAUAUCUUCGACAACUCUAAUACCGGUUACUUUCGUUAAUGAUAAUACAAUGAGUGAAACAGACCAAAUUUCACAAAUUCCUGUCUCAACAUAUGAAUUACAGUUUGUUCAACCUACAUCGAAACAAUCAUUUGUAUGCAUGACUCCAAAUGUUCUUUCAGACAAUCAAACAUCAUCCAAUGGAAAUCUUUUACAUCAUCAUCCAUUAACUAGUAUUCCGUCAUCGGAAUCUGGUUAUAUUAUCACUUCAAAUCAACGUCUCCCAUUACCCUUAUCUAUAGAUAAUAGCGUAUCAUCACCAUACAGUGAAUCACAGACGAUGCAUCAUACUUCUGUAAAUAACUCACUUGACAAUCAAUCAUUUUCCGUAUACUCACCAGUAGCAACAUCAAAUCCUACUGGUAGUGAAGGUGGCGGCGGUGGUUGUACUGGUUUUUCAACACCAUCGACAACACUUCAUCAAAUUGAAGAGAUGUGGUUAAGGAUUCGUCAAUUAAGACGUAAUAUUGAACAGACGAAAAUUUCACAAUAUAGUUUAAAUGAGUCUGAAACUUUGUCAGCUCCAGCAAAUUUAGAAUAUUUACAACAAGAACACAAUCGUCUAGCAGUACUUUGUCGUCUGCUCAUUAUUGAACGUUUAGAUACGUUGGAUGAAAUAAGUGCAAAUGGUACUAGAUUUUUUGAAUCAAACGAUUCGUCCAGUUCUGAUUUCAAAAUUGAACGAAAUUUAUUAAAUUCUUAUUUAAGACGACUUGGUGGUUCAAUUUUAACAAAUAGUUUAUCUUCACCCAAUACAGAAUCAAUCUUGUCAACUAAUUCUAGUUCGUUUUUAUUUGAGCAAUCGAGUUGUGGUCAUACAACGAAUUAUACUACGUGUAAUACAUUACAAACACCGGAAAAAAUGUUUUCUGAUUCUUAUCCUAUGACACCUGAGUCAAGAUUUAAUGAUCACGGAAGUGUUGAGUUUACGGACAUUACUACUACUAAUAGUAAUAAUAAUAGUAGUAGUCAUGAAUUAUUUAAUCAUGAACACCAAUUAACAUUAAACAAUGAUGAUAUAUUGAAUCAUCACUGUGAUGAAGAUGAUGAUGAACAGAUUUGUUCUGACUUGCAAAAUUCACCUGUUUCUGGUCAUUUGAAAUCUUGUGCAUAUGAUAAUCCACUGGAACAACUCCCAUCACCAAUGACUACAGAUAUACUUUUUGAAUUAUGGAAUAGUGUUGUGGAAGAUACUUCUGGGCAAUCAAUGCUAACUACUAAUACCGUCACCACUACUGGUUCUACUAAUGUUGAUUCGUCUAACGCACCUAUGUACAAUAAUAACCACCAUGAUAUAUCCAUUACAAAUCCAAAUGAUUUAUCAAAUUUUUACUCAGUUCAAAGUAAUAAUAAUACAAUGAAUUUUACAGAUGCAUCAUAUUAUACAGUUAGAAAUACAACCGAUAACUAUAAAAGUAGUGGGAAUAACACUACUUCAUUGUCUUGUUCUUUUAUUUCUUCCUCUCCCGUUAUUACGUCCACAACUACUACUACUACCACCACUUCUACUGCUAAUACUACUCCAUCUCCUAUUCUCGCUUCUCCUCCUGCUGCCUUGAUGAGAUCAAUAGCUUGUAGUACUGUUUCUCCGACUACUACUGUUCAAUCGAAUAUCAAUUAUCCAUCAAUGGACAGAGAUCAAUUGCCCGUUCAGUUAUCGGAUAGUUUAGGAAGAAUACCUGUUAUUAACCAUCGUUCAUCGCCAUCUAAUUUACAAUCUAAUAAUUUUCUACAUUAUCCAACUUUUAAUUCUCAAACAUUUAUCCCGUCAUCCAAUUCAUUAACUCCCACUACUGCUUCUACUAUUAUGUUCAGUAAUCAUGGAAAUGAAAUGAAUCCUCAAUUCCAUCCGUUAUUAUGGUCUAAUUUAUCUCAUGCAGCAGAUAGAAUUUUAUCUGUCAAGAAAGGUAGUUCAUCAAAUGUGUUCAGUACUACUACUGAUCAUAUUAAUACUAAUGAUAAACGUGUCGGAUUUCUACAUUGUACUGAUAAAUCAUCAUCUCACUUAUGUUCAAUGAUAAAUUUCGGGUCGACUUCACAAAAUCAUAUACGACAACCAACUACAGAAUUUCUAACGGAUAUUUUAUUGACAUCGUCGUCAUCAUCAUCGUCAUUCAAUAAUAAUCCCAGCUUAAGUGUUGGUGAAUUAAUGGAUACAACAACAACAACAACCAAUACAGAUUUUUCAUCGAUUUUAUCAUUUCCUGUUUCAUUAAAUUUAAACUGGUCAAUAGGUACUUAA